UCUCGUUCGUGGCGUAGCUGCUGCACGGCUGGGUGUUGCUGUAUUCUUAUUAUUGUUUUUCUAGGAUUUCUGGCCUGGUCUCGGAGUCCACGAUGUACCACAACAGCAGCCAAAAGCGGCACUGGACUUUCGCAAGUGAGGAGCAGCUGGCGCGACUGCGGGCCGACGCCAACCGCAAAUUCAAGUGCAAAGCGGUGGGAAACGGGAAGGUUCUUGUAAAUGACCCUGUCUUUCUUGAGCCCUACGAAGAAAUGACGCUCUGCAAAUACUAUGAGAAAAGAUUAUUGGAAUUCUGUUCAGUAUUUAAGCCAGCAAUGCCACGGUCUGUUGUGGGUACAGCUUGUAUGUAUUUCAAGCGUUUUUAUCUUAAUAACUCAGUAAUGGAAUAUCACCCCCGGAUAAUAAUGCUCACUUGUGCAUUUUUGGCCUGCAAAGUAGAUGAAUUCAAUGUGUCUAGUCCCCAGUUUGUUGGAAACCUUCGGGAGAGCCCUCUGGGACAGGAGAAGGCACUGGAACAGAUUUUGGAAUAUGAACUACUCCUUAUACAGCAGCUUAAUUUUCACCUUAUUGUCCACAAUCCUUAUAGACCAUUUGAAGGCUUCCUCAUUGAUAUAAAGACUCGCUAUCCCAUGUUGGAGAAUCCAGAGAUUUUAAGGAAAACGGCUGAUGACUUUCUUAAUAGAAUUGCAUUGACGGAUGCUUACCUUUUAUACACACCUUCCCAAAUUGCCUUGACUGCCAUUUUAUCUAGUGCCUCCAGGGCUGGAAUUACUAUGGAAAGUUAUUUAUCAGAGAGUCUAAUGCUGAAAGAAAACAGAACUUGUUUGUCACAGUUACUGGAUAUAAUGAAAAGCAUGAGAAACUUAGUAAAAAAGUAUGAACCACCCAGAUCUGAAGAAGUUGCUAUUCUGAAGCAGAAGUUGGAGCGAUGUCAUUCUGCUGAGCUUGGAUUUAAUGUAGUUACGAAGAAGAGGAAAGGCUAUGAAGAUGAUGAUUAUAUAUCAAAAAAAUCCAAACAUGAGGAGGAAGAAUGGACUGACGAUGACCUGGUAGACUCUGUCUAACUAUUUGAAUUCGAUGUCAGUGCUAACUAAUCAACAGGAGUAGGAAGCAUAUCUGGCAUUUAACUUUAUUUAAAAUAUGAAACAACAAAUACAUUAAACUUUUCUACUUGUUAUUUAAUUUUUUUCCUUUCAUGGAAGCUUUAUGUAAAAUAAAAUUAUCUUCAAGAGAGCCAAAAU
This is a messenger RNA of Castor canadensis (American beaver), 1241 nucleotides long. RefSeq names its product cyclin H (gene Ccnh). Lineage: Eukaryota; Metazoa; Chordata; Mammalia; Rodentia; Castoridae. The record is from RefSeq and is a predicted model, not a curated record. Gene Ontology annotation, molecular function: cyclin-dependent protein serine/threonine kinase regulator activity. Gene Ontology annotation, cellular component: transcription factor TFIIK complex. Gene Ontology annotation, biological process: regulation of transcription by RNA polymerase II; DNA-templated transcription.